Molecule: messenger RNA, 618 nt
Organism: Colletotrichum graminicola M1.001
Lineage: Eukaryota; Fungi; Ascomycota; Sordariomycetes; Glomerellales; Glomerellaceae
Exons: 3
Coding region: 1-618 (205 amino acids)
Molecular function (GO): carbon-sulfur lyase activity
Source: RefSeq, a predicted model, not a curated record
AUGACGAAGCAGGCGGAAACCAACUCGACCCAGAAGACGGAAAACAGCAGGGACGAGGACUGGAAGACCCAGGCCCCCUACGUGCCCCCCGGCAAGUCACACCCCCACGGCGACAGCUUCCAGAAGAAGAUCCGCGGCGCCUGCCAGUGCGGCCAGGUCUCGUACUGGCUGCAGAAGGACAAGCCGCUCGCCUCCAAGUACUGCCACUGCAAGGACUGCCAGAAGAUGCAUGGCGCCCCCUUCCAGUGGGCCGCCAUCUUCCACAAGGAGGACCUCGCCUUCGACAAGGGCGUCGACGGCCUCGCCUUCUACUCCUCCGGCAAGAACCUCCAGGGCCACGACCUGCCCUGCAAGGUCAGCUGCGGCUUCUGCGGCAGCCGCAUCAUGGACGAGGGCCGCAACAUGGUCCUCGUCUUCCCCGGCCUGCUGCACUUUGACGGCGAGCAGAAGCGUGACAACUUUGAGGUCCAGAAGCACAUAUUCUACGGCCAGAGGGUCGUCGACAUGCCCGACGGGAAGCCCAAGUGGAGCGGGCUGGACGAAAAGAGCGAGCUGAUGGAGGAGGAUGUCGUCGACGUCAAGCAUAAGAAGCAAAAGACGGGCAAUGAUGACGAAUAA